AUGCUGGACGAUAACCUACCAACGUUCUUUUUGAAGAACAAUUCGCAGACACCGCAGCAAAGCACAAUCUUCCAUCGCCAACAUGGCAAUGAAGUGGAACCAGCUUAUACUCUGAAAUACCUCGACCCCGCCGCCCAAACAUCACAAAACCGCUAUGGCGUCGCCCUCUACGAUCCCUACGUCCCGGACAUCGUCUACGGUGAAGUCGCCGUGACUCCCGAAUGGACACAACCAAGUCUGUCGGCAGAUACAAUUCGAGCAAACGGCGGCGCCGCUCCUCCUCCAGAACCCAUCCUUCCCACCGAAUUCUCCAUCCAACUCUACAACCCCGACCAGCAAAUCGUGAUCCGUCACAAGCCCAAAACGUGGAACAAACCAGCACGAUGGGAGUUCGAGAUGCCACAGCGCUCAUUUCGAGUCCCCUCCUCUUCGACCCUAGAUCGCACGCAGAGUGAUCCCGCUGCUGCAGAGGUGACUCCCAAACUGCGCUUCAGUUGGCGCAAAGAUGGAAAGCUCUCCAAAGACCUCUCCUGUCUGCUUCACGGGAAAUCCACCACGAUCGCAGAGACAAAGAAUAAAAGCCGCGAGCCUGAUAUCACCGUCGCUAUCUUCCAGGGCCUGAAAGAGUUGACACUAUACGAACCAAACCUAUACCGCGUCGAAAUGGAGGAUUUCAAGGGCCUGGAGGUCGUCCUGUUGCUAGCCGCAGUAGCCAUCCGCGACAUUUUCUUCGGCCCAGCCAAAGAAGCCUUCCACAUCGUCCCCGGCGCCGUCCCGACCGCACAAAACGGCAAACCGCAAGCGGCCGCCGCAACAGGUCGCAAGACUCCGAAUCCCCAGCCCCAAGCGCCGGCCCAGGCCACAGGCGCAACCCCAGCCCGCAAGCCCGACCCAAGACGACACUCAAUCAUGAACCCGCAAUCCCCCGGCCCGCAGGUACGGCGCCAACAAGACGAGCUAGCAGCGCAAGAAGAACGCCGCACCCAGGAACUACUCGCAGCGGAGCAGCGAGAACAAGAAACCGCACGACGACGAAAAGAGGCCGAGCUGGAAUCCGAGACGAAGCGCCUACAGGAGAUUUACGGACAAGAGGAACAAAGAGUCAGAAUGCAGCAACCCCGUCCCCAUCCUGACACAUCUCCUACCUCGCGACCGAAUCUUCCCCUCCGUCACAGCGGGCCUGAGGCCCCGUACAACUCGCAUCGCUACUCCCAAUCGCAGGCUUUCCUCGGUGCUCAGGCCCCAACACAACCCCCUCGCCAUACGCGCCCGCAAUCGUAUUAUCCGCAAGCCAAUCCAGCGCCGACGUUUGCGAAUAGUCCGUACCUCCAGAAUCCUGCGCACCUUGAUCCACGAUCCCAGUCUACUGUCAGUUUUGGCCCGCCUCGGCCUCAGGCUACGGGUGCUGGGGCGCCGAAUCGCGUCCCUGUUAGCAAUGGGGCUUUGGCGCCUGGACAAGCGCCCCGCCCUCAGCUUCAGCCUAAGAAAAGUAGCUUCUUUGGGCUGAGGCGGAAUAAGGAGGAGGCGCGGGCCCCGAACAAGUUGGAUAAGAAGCGGAGCUCCAUGUUUUGA
Molecule: messenger RNA, 1572 nt
Organism: Penicillium verhagenii
Lineage: Eukaryota; Fungi; Ascomycota; Eurotiomycetes; Eurotiales; Aspergillaceae
Exons: 2
Coding region: 1-1572 (523 amino acids)
Source: RefSeq, a predicted model, not a curated record